This is a messenger RNA of Oncorhynchus kisutch (coho salmon), 2783 nucleotides long. RefSeq names its product transcriptional coactivator YAP1. Gene Ontology annotation, molecular function: protein binding; transcription coactivator activity. NCBI's taxonomy places the organism in Eukaryota, Metazoa, Chordata, Actinopteri, Salmoniformes, Salmonidae. The transcript is spliced from 8 exons. Gene Ontology annotation, cellular component: cytoplasm; nucleus. Gene Ontology annotation, biological process: hippo signaling; positive regulation of transcription by RNA polymerase II. Bases 593 to 1741 code for a protein of 382 amino acids. The record is from RefSeq and is a predicted model, not a curated record.
ACAUGAGACUCUAAGGCUGUAGCCUGUCCUAUCGACAGUUUGGAACAACUUUGGAAAACUGAGAUUUAUUACCACGUAAACACCUAUUUUUCACCAAAUGAAACUAUGUAGAGGACUUAAUUUCGGACAGUAUGCAGAAAUCACAUUUGGGAGUAGCUGGGACGGUUUUCGAGUCCAGCGGUUGAAGAAAAGCGAUCAUCAGACGAAGUUUCUGUAGGGGAAAAAAGUUGAGUGCAACUCGUCUGUCUGAGGUUUGUGGGACGGGCCGUCUGGCUGGCUGGAUGCGUGUUUUCAGCGCCGAGGAGUUUGGAAAUUCACGAAGGAAACUAACAUAACUAUUUCAUUUGAUGGUGCAGGAUAAUAAUGUUUUGCCAGUUUAUUAAAUAACGAAUUACACAAAACACUGUAAGAACUUUCAAAAUUUAAAUCCACAAAAACAAAUUAAACUACAAAGAAUAUCCGUUCUUUGUAGUCAGUUUAGGGUUCGUCUUCCAUUUAACUCUGAACCAUUUCUCGUUUUGGAAUCAUUCGUUAUCAUUCAUAAUUAACUGUUCAGUUGUUUUAAUUGGACGCAUCACCUCUGGAAGGCAACAUGGACGCGCGACAGGGUCAGUGCGCGCCCCCGGUGGGGCAGCAGAUCGUGCACGUCCGCGGGGACUCCCAGACGGAUCUGGAGGCUCUGUUUAACUCCGUGAUGAACCCUAAAACCUCCGCCCUGCCCCCCUCCUCUCUGCCUAUGAGGAUGAGGAAACUUCCAGACUCCUUCUUCAGACAGCCGGAUCCCCGAUCACACUCCAGACAGGCCAGUUCAGAUGGGACCAUCGUUGGGUCUCUGACACCUCAUCAUGUGCGUGCCCACUCCUCUCCCGCCUCGCUCCCCAUCAAUGCCCUUUCUGCCCCAGCAACCAGUGCCAUGGCAACACAGCCGCUCCCUGACGACGUGCCCCUCCCUCCGGGCUGGGAGAUGACCAAGACUCCCUCAGGACAGUGCUACUUCCUCAAUCACCUGGACCAGACGACCACAUGGCAUGACCCCCGUCUCUCCCAUCUCCAGACCAACGCAGCGGCCCACCUGCUCUCUGCUCCCCCGCCACACACACACACCCUCGCACACCCUGCACCCAACACACACACACAGAGUAACACCGGCUCCAACACAGGCCCCCUCCCAGAGGGUUGGGAACAGGCAGUGACUCCUGAAGGAGAGGUCUACUACAUCAACCACAUCACCAAGACCACCUCCUGGUUAGACCCACACCUAGUCCAGAGUGCUGUAGCCCAGGUGAAGCCCUCAACCCUGACCUCUGACCCGGUUGGCAUUGCGACAGUGGUAACCAAGCGCAGGCAGCAGCUGCAGGUGGAGAAGGACAGGCUGAGGCGGAAACAACAGGACCUGGCCCGUCCAAUCAGAGUACAGGAUGUGGCGGUGCGGAGUGGACUGGAGCAUGAUGGGAAAAUGAGGAACAACCAUGUAGACCCCGCCCUCAACGGGGCCCACUCCCGUAACCAGAGUACUGACAGUGGUCUGAGUGUCAGCAGCUUCACACGGACACCUGAUGACCUGCUGAACACUGUGGAACUCAUGGAUACAGGUGACUCUGGAGCAGGCCAGCCAAUGGCAUUCCUGGAGGCAGGCCCAGGGGUGUGCAUGGCUACCGAUGGGGAGGAGCUAAUGCCCAGCAUCCAGGAAGCCCUGAGCUCAGACCUCCUGAGUGACAUGGAUACUGUUCUCUGGUUAUAGACACACACUAUAGAUACACACACACACACACACACACACACACAUAUACACACUAUAGUCACACACACAUACACACUAUAGUCACACACACACACACACACACACACACACACACACACACUAUAGACACACACACACACACUAUAGUCACACACACACACUGUAGACACACAAACACACAAUAUAGACACACACACACUGUAGACACACACACACACACUGUAGACACACACACACGCAUACUAUAGACACACCUACCUGGCUAUAGACUCUACACAACAGUAGUACAUAAUGAACUGACUUGAUGGGUUAUAGACUACACAACAGGGAACGAGACUCAGACUCUGCCCCUCCACUUCCUCUCCUGGCUGUUACCUGUCUUCCUUGAACUUAGCUGGCCACUGAUUGGCUGGUUUCCCAGGAUGUAACCCAGUAGACACUGUGGCCCUUGACGACAGGAGAUAUAGCGAUACAUGAUGUGGUACUGAGGAGACACUGUGGCCCUUGACGACAGGAGAUAGAGCGAUACGUGAUGUGGUACUGAGGAGACACUGUGGCCCUUGAUGACAGGAGAUAGGGAGAUACAUUAUGUGACACUGUGGCCCUUGACGACUGGAGAUAGGGAGAUACAUUAUGUGGUACUGAGGAAUGUGGCUAGUGUUUUCUUCCUCGAUCUCUCCCUCUCUCCUCCCCUCUCCUCUUUAUCCCUCUCUCCUUCCCCCUCUCCUCUCCCUCCUCCUUUCUCCCUCCCUCCUUCCCUUUCACAGGAGAGAGAAUCUUCAGUUUGCCUUUCAUCCCUGUAUACCUCACACCUGCCUUUCCCUUCCCAUAAGUAUGUAUCUUUGUUAGUUAUGCCUACAUAUAUCAACAAACAAUCUUCUUUAUAAGUGGUACAAUUUUUCAACAUGUUGUUUAACUUGCAGGCUGCUAGAUUGUGAGGCAUGAGACAUUAACAGAAUAUUCCUCCACAUCAGCAGUUGUAAUAGAAUUUACCAGUUAUAACGUACAUCCAGAGCCUUCAUAAAGUAUUCACACCCCUUUA